AUGGCUAACGGUAAACCCAUCAAUCUUCCUUUCGAAGUCUCUAGACGCAACCUUUGGUCAAAUAUUGCGAUAAAUUCGGCUUUCGGUCUGGGUAUAUAUUUCCUCUACAAAGACUACAAAAGUAGCGAUCACAAACGAACAAGCGACCGGGCAACUAGACCCGUCACACAAGAGCUCCCUGACCCUAUCACACAAACGCCUACUAGUGUCCAUGGACCCUUAGCACGAAGAAAUAUCUCUUACAGAGAGUUGUCAUUUGCUACGGUAGGCUAUGGUUUCGUGAUGCAGCUGGCGAACAUGGCGCACGUGACGUAUGACAAAAAAUCAUUGUCCUAUAAAGCAGGUCUAGCGUCAGUAAUUCUAUAUCCGCCUCUACUGUACUAUUUGUACGCGGCUCGCGAGCCAACUCACUAA
Lachancea sp. 'fantastica' is the source of this 414-nucleotide messenger RNA. Lineage: Eukaryota; Fungi; Ascomycota; Saccharomycetes; Saccharomycetales; Saccharomycetaceae. The record is from the annotation of a GenBank genome assembly.